AUGGCUGGAACUGAUCGAAGGAGAGAGGGAAGACAGGCAAGACACAGACAAGAAGUAAGAAUAGCAGCCGGAGACGCAGAAAGAAGCAGCAGGCAGCGGAAGCAGAAGCAAGCAGAGCACGGAGGGACGAACGAGUCCAGCGGUGCUUUUGCUUCCAGAAGAACGGUGCUGCGUACCAGGAGAGGCAAGGAUGGGAGGCAGGAGAGCAGCUUGCAGGGGGGGGGAGGAGAGCAUCACCACCACCACUGGCCACCGACCACUGCCCGCCGCCAGCAAGCACCGCCAGCACGACCAAAAGGACGAGGGAGGAAAAAGCAAGAACUCCCCAUGAGAUGUUUGCCAGCAAAUGGUAUCACCAGACCGAGAAGUAGCUCGAGUGAGAGACAGAGACAGACAGAGAGAAGGGAAAUGGAUGGCUGGGGGGCGAGAAGCUCAGCUAAAAAAGAGCCAGCCAAGGGUCUCCGUCGCCCUUCUGCAAAAAUACCCCCAAGGGCGUCCGUCCUGGAGGAAGAAGAAGACGAGAGUCAGUCAAGAGUAACCAGCAAGUUACAGGCCUGGUACGAGGUCUGGUCUGGCACGCUGGAUGUAAUCUAUAGCUACCUUAGUCAAGAUAUCCUCAGCAUCUUUAUAAUCUUGCUCAUCGUCCUGCUUCAUCAUCAAUCAUCAUCAUCAUCAGCAUCAUCAGCAUCUUCAUCAGCAUCUCUGUCAUCGCCUACCAAAAAGCAACCUCCUGCCCCCGGCCAGCCAGACCCGUCAACCAAUCUGCUUGCACGACCCCCAGCCACCCCCGGCAGCCAGCGAGAGACGACAAGAAGCAGAGGCAGCGGAAGAGGCAGAGGCAGAGGAAGAAGAGGCCCGCCUCUUGCAACUUUUGCAAAAAAAAGAAUAAGAAAAAGGAAAGAAGAAGCAAAAAAAGUAAGUAAGCUAGUUGUCUUCGUUACGUACGGACAGACGGGCGGAUCCCAAGGGUAUCGAAUGAAUGAUACGCCGUGGAAGAAGCAAAAAAAGAGAAGAGAAGACGAAAAAGCAAAGAAAAGCAAAAAAAGGCGCCAGAGAAGAAGAAGAAGAGCAGCAGCAGAAGAGACAAGCAAGGGAACUAAAAAAGAAGCAGCAGAAGCAAGAAGAGGGAAGAGAGUAAUAAUAGAUAGAAAGAGGCAGAGAGAGACAGAGGCAAGCAGAAAAGUCACUCCCACACUUAACACACACACACCAACUCCAAACCAGCCCCUGACAGACAACCAGCAGCCACCAGCAGCAGCAGCGAGAGAGAAACGACCAAAGGACAGAGAGAAGAAGCAAAAGAAGCGCCUAAAGCAAAGCAAGUAA
Molecule: messenger RNA, 1326 nt
Organism: Nannizzia gypsea CBS 118893
Lineage: Eukaryota; Fungi; Ascomycota; Eurotiomycetes; Onygenales; Arthrodermataceae
Exons: 6
Coding region: 1-1326 (441 amino acids)
Source: RefSeq, a predicted model, not a curated record